This is a messenger RNA of Elephantulus edwardii (Cape elephant shrew), 1540 nucleotides long. It is a transcript of the gene ERP44, whose product is annotated as endoplasmic reticulum protein 44. The transcript is spliced from 12 exons. The record is from RefSeq and is a predicted model, not a curated record. The coding region runs from base 198 to 1418 and encodes 406 amino acids. NCBI's taxonomy places the organism in Eukaryota, Metazoa, Chordata, Mammalia, Macroscelidea, Macroscelididae.
GAAGUGAGGGUGAGCAGGGGGCCUCGCUGGAAGUCGUCCCGGGUGUUCGCCGCUGGAGCUCCGGGUCGAGAGGACGAGGUAUCGCUGCUGGGAGAAUCCUCCGCUGCUGCCGGCUCCCGGCGCCCAGCCCUUUCCUAACCCAACCCAGCCCCAGCCACCAACACCUGUCCCGGCCGCGGACUUCAACGCUACCUACCAUGAAACCUGCGGUCUUUUUACCCUUAUCGGACCUCAGAUGCUCCCUACUGCUCCUGGUAACUUGGGUUUUUGCUCCUGUAACAACUGAAAUAACAAGUCUUGAUACAGAAAAUAUAGAUGAAAUUUUAAACAGAGCUGAUGUUGCUUUAGUAAAUUUUUAUGCAGACUGGUGUCGUUUCAGCCAGAUGUUGCAUCCAAUUUUUGAGGAAGCUUCCAACGUCAUUAAAGAAGAAUACCCAAGUGAGAACCAAGUCGUGUUUGCCAGAGUUGAUUGUGAUCAGCACUCUGAUAUAGCCCAGAGAUAUAGGAUAAGCAAAUACCCAACCCUCAAGUUGUUUCGUAAUGGGAUGAUGAUGAAGAGAGAAUACAGGGGCCAGCGAUCAGUGAAAGCACUUGCAGAUUACAUCAGGCAACAAAAAAGUGACCCUGUUCAAGAACUUCACAGCUUAGAAGAAAUCUCCACGCUUGAUCGCAGCAAAAUAAAUAUCAUUGGAUAUUUUGAGCAAAGAGAUUCAGACAACUAUAGAGUGUUUGAAAGAGUAGCAAGUAUUUUGCACGAUGAUUGUGCCUUUUAUUCUGCAUUUGGGCCUGUUUCAAAACCAGAGAGAUAUAGUGGAGACAACAUAAUCUAUAAGCCACCAGUGCUUUCUGCCCCAGAUAUGGUGUAUUUGGGAUCUAUGACAAACUUUGACGUAACUUUCAAUUGGAUUCAAGAUAAAUGUGUUCCUCUUGUUCGAGAAAUAACAUUUGAAAACGGAGAGGAAUUGACAGAAGAAGGACUGCCUUUUCUUAUACUCUUCCACAUGAAAGAAGAUACAGAAAGUUUAGAAAUAUUCCAGAAUGAAGUAGCCCGGCAAUUAAUAAGUGAAAAAGGUACAAUAAACUUUUUGCAUGCUGACUGUGACAAAUUUAGACAUCCUCUUCUACACAUACAGAAAACUCCAGCAGAUUGCCCCGUAAUAGCUAUUGACAGCUUCAGGCAUAUGUAUGUGUUUGGAGACUUCAAGGAUGUGUUAGUUCCUGGAAAACUCAAGCAGUUCAUCUUUGACUUACAUUCUGGAAAAUUGCACAGAGAAUUCCAUCAUGGGCCUGACCCAACCGAUACUGCCCCCGGACAGGAAUCGCAUGACGUAGCAAGCAGUCCACCUGAGAGCUCCUUCCAGAAACUAGCACCCAGCGAAUAUAGGUAUACUUUAUUGAGGGAUCGAGAUGAGCUUUAAAGACUUGAAAAAACAAUUUGCAAGCCUUUCAGACAGCAGCAUCAACUUAAUGUGGUGGAAAUAGUAAACCUAUAUUUUCAUAAUUCUGUGUAUUUUUAUUUUGAAUAAACUGAAAGAAGUUU